Moneuplotes crassus is the source of this 905-nucleotide messenger RNA. Lineage: Eukaryota; Ciliophora; Spirotrichea; Euplotida; Euplotidae. The record is from the annotation of a GenBank genome assembly.
AAUAAUACAUAAAUAAUAAAUAAUGAUAAGAACUUGAAUGGAAUGCGAUAAAGAGAUAGACUAUGAUCCUCUUGAAUGCAGGCUGCGAUGCCAAUACUGCAUCUGUUGCACUUUGGACAAUUGGAAUGAAGCUAGUAAAUAUGAGGUUGAUGAUUUGAAGAGAUGUGUAUGUGGCCAUGUUGUAACUCAGAAUUCAGUAGAAGAUUUUAAGGUCUUGGUGGAAGCUUAUGGGUCUGAAGACGAUAAGAGAAGGAUAAAGAAUCUCUGUCAAGAGGAGGAUUUAAAUUGGCAGGAUCCAAGUGCUGAUGGCACUGCUUUAAUAGCAAAAAGUAUUAUGGUUAGCAAUGAUGAAGAUCAAAAUGGCUUGGUUAUUUGAGUGAUAGUUAGAUUGGUCAUGUUAUUGAUAGUAGCAAAAAUCUUUGCUUUUGCUCAUCUCUUUCUUUUUGGAUAUAGCUAUUUUUCAGAAUUAUCAACAUUGGCAUUUGAAGUGUUGAUUACAGAGCAAGGAAACUAUAUCUUGAUAUAAGAAUCUCACAAGAGUUUCCUUUACUAAUUUACUUUUGGAUUCUUUAUAAAUUAGAAGCAUCCAUAUUGGAUCAUGAUAUUCCUAUUUGUCUUCACUUAGUCCUGAAGCUCAAUUUUGGAAUCACUACAAGAGAAUUGUGUGAUUAUGGGUUUAUAUAUUUUGUUAUUGUGUAUUGCUUUAUAAAAUAUACAGGAUCUCCAAUUUUCUAUCUCUAUUUGUUAUUAUCCUUUUUAAUCAUUUUAACUAAACUUGUUGUUUUUGUUUCAAACAAAAUAACAUACCUGAUUCUUGGGAAAGAGUAUUUGAUGCACUGCAUAAGGGAAUAUUAGUGAAACUUCAGACAAGCUGCAAGACACCACUGCUGGCAAACAAAUUUUUA